UCCGGAAACUUUGAAUCCGUAAAAGUUUGUGGAAACUUCGUAUCCAGAAACAUUUGAAUCCGGAAAAUUUUCUUGUGUAAACGCUUUGCACGACGAAUCCGAAGAAAUUCAAUAUGACGACCAAACAAUUCUCCAAGAACAAGUAAUUGCAAGCUCCGGAAGUCACUCGGCCGCAAUGCCAGCUUGUAAUUUGCACUUUGGGUUGUUGUGUCUACGAAAUGGACUGGUCCUUAUCCCAGAGAACUGGACAGCAUCAGUCGAUGAGAAGGAAGGUUCAGAAGUUGAUACAAGCCAUCCAGACGAAACAGCGUCUCAUUCAACGUCUAUCCCAGCCGCACCUUCGCCCCCGGUGAAAGGUCAGGAGAUCCAAAAAUUAAGAAAUUUCAUACUAACUGGUAUAUCGUAUGUUUCGUUAAUACUGGGGGAUUAUGUUCAAUCCUUGGAGCAUGCGCAGUCGUUACUUUCUCAACCGCAGCUUUGUGGCUCGCUAAGUUUUCUAGGACAUAUGUAUGCAGCCGAAGCGAUGAUACACCUUGGGCGGAUACCAGAGGCAAUCAGUCAUUUAUCUCCAGACCACAUCAGCAAUUUUUCAAAUCAUGGAUCAAAUGAUCAUGUCCCAGGCUCUACAAUCAGUCAGUUUCCUCAAAACAUGACCGAGGGGAAGACGAUGUUCUUAGUAAAUCUUGCUGUUGCUCAUUGCUUGCGCGAAGAGUUUGAUAAAGCAAAGAAGUGUCUUUAUCAGGCUACGUCAAUGAUCCCACUGAAAGAUCUGCCAAAUGAAGCGAUCGCCCUGGCUAUAUACAUUGAACUUCAACUUGGGAACCCAAGAGGAGCAUUACAAAUCAUCAAGCGACAUCAACUCUUACUUCCUGGAAAAGUGAACGAUAAACAACGCAGAUUAAGGAAAUCUUUCAUAUGAGAAUGAAUCAUUUGGUGUUUACCGAUUCAAUGAAUCCGGAAUAAGGUCAGAAAU
Dendronephthya gigantea is the source of this 973-nucleotide messenger RNA. Its product is annotated as CCR4-NOT transcription complex subunit 10-B-like. Gene Ontology annotation, molecular function: protein binding. Lineage: Eukaryota; Metazoa; Cnidaria; Anthozoa; Malacalcyonacea; Nephtheidae. The record is from RefSeq and is a predicted model, not a curated record. Gene Ontology annotation, biological process: negative regulation of translation; mRNA catabolic process. Bases 176 to 919 code for a protein of 247 amino acids. Gene Ontology annotation, cellular component: CCR4-NOT complex. The transcript has 8 exons.